This is a messenger RNA of Salvia splendens (bonfire salvia), 1596 nucleotides long. Its product is annotated as protein GAMETE EXPRESSED 3-like. Bases 1 to 1596 code for a protein of 531 amino acids. Gene Ontology annotation, molecular function: protein binding. Gene Ontology annotation, cellular component: plasma membrane. Gene Ontology annotation, biological process: pollen tube guidance; embryo development ending in seed dormancy. The transcript has 6 exons. The record is from RefSeq and is a predicted model, not a curated record. NCBI's taxonomy places the organism in Eukaryota, Viridiplantae, Streptophyta, Magnoliopsida, Lamiales, Lamiaceae.
AUGAGUAUAAUUCAGUAUUUGCAGAUACAUUUAGUUGCAGAGAACAAAGUACUGAAAAUCUAUCCUCUAAGGAUUGGAACUAAUGAAGCUCCUGUGGAAGUAUUCUUCGAAUGUGCAGAAGAGAUCGUUGGGAUCGCUGCAAGCUUAUCGAGCUCCUGCCUGCUCAUCAAUGUAAAUAAUAGAGGGCUGUUUGCUUAUCGCUUGUACGGGCAGCUUUUCUGGAGCGCUGGCCCGGUGCUUUACCAGCAUGGAUAUCGCCAAGGUUGUAGGAGAAACGUUACUGACUGCUAUUUCACUUCCGCGCCUGUGAUUGCUCAAUGUGAAGCUAGUAUUUUUAUGACUAACACGGUUGGGGAAGUGUAUUCGUUAUCAAUCCGCGGUCACCAUUUUAAAUGGAUCCAAGAUCUUAGCUUGUAUGGAAAUGCAUUUAGGCUUACUGCUGGAAACAAUGGCCUUCUAUAUGUUACUGUGGCUGAUAAAGCUCUUGUUCUGGCUUUGGAUGUUUCUCGAGGAAAUGUUUUGUGGCAAGGAAGCAUUGGGCCGUUGAGCUCAGCAGAUCACGAGCCAGUUGUUGAUGCAAAUGGCUGGAUAUCGUAUAGCUCGCUGGACGGAUUUCUGUAUUUGUUUUCAGCAACGGGAUAUCUCAAGAAGUUCCCUAGAUCAGCUAGUUGGAGUUCUGUUAUGCAGGUUGAUCCGGUGCUUGAUUGCUCCUGUUAUGCCAUUUACAUCUCUCAGACAGAGAUGGAGGGGAAAUAUUCCCAGAAAUUUGCAGAUUACACUCAUGUGUCUGCAUUGAAACCUAAAAAUGUUGUGUUCACUUCUCUUGUUCCGGCUUCUGGUUCCGUCCUAUGGUUCGAAAGCGAUCCUAGUCAGAAACCCGCGUCUAGCUGCGCACAAGUGAAGCCCAAGAACACAAGUGUGUACAUAGGAAACAAGAGGACAAUCACAUUGUUUCUCAUGAUGGAAUCCGUCGUUCUGCUUCUACUAGCCGUGCUGGUGCGAUUCUGCUGCGUUUUCUGGAAGAAGAAAAAGCUUCAAGGCCUAGACCUUGGCAAAUUCCUUGAGAAGAGACGUUAUCUGCGAUCCAAGAAGAAGGCAUCCGACAAAAUGAUAACAGAACUGAAGCAAAAGGCCUCAGAGGAAGUAGAGGCGCUGCAGAAGCUAGGCUACCUGGUUAAGGCAAGGGAGGGCAUCAAGAGGAGGCUCUCAACGACGUAUAGCUUAGGAAGGGACGUGGAGGGAUCAGCAUCGCGUCCCAAGUCCCUUCUUCCGCUGCAUGAUCGGAGGAGCAGAAGCUACUCCUUUCAAGGAUCCAAGAAAGAGAAUGUCACACUAUUCAACACUCUUAGCGAUAGUAGCGAUUCGGAUGAAGAGGUGAGCAGCCUCGUGGAAGAGGCCGACGACGAUCUCUCUCAAGUUGGAGGAGAAAGCUCUAGUGAUUAUGGUGGUAGUGAGGAAGAGUAUGUGAUGAGUCCAUUGUUUUUGAAGCAUUCGUUUAGUGAAAUAGAGGAAGUGAAGGGGAAUGAAUAUGAUGGUGAUGAUCCACAUAGUGAAAGUAGAAGCUUGAGGAGAAGAACUAUGCCUUUCACUGGUUAG